GCCAUCUUUUCGCCUCCGCCCUCCCAAACACUCUGCACCUCUCUCGUCGUCUCGCCGAGGAUACAUCAUGGCGUCUAUACCAGUAAUCGUAAAGCACCAGGGCAAGAAGCACGAGGUCGAGGUCGACACCACGUCCACCGGCGAGACGUUCAAGUACCAGCUCUUCUCCAUCACGGGCGUCGAGCCAGAUCGCCAGAAGGUCAUCGUCAAGGGCGGUCAGCUGAAAGAUGACGCCGACAUGUCCAAACUGGGCCUCAAGCCCGGCCAGACGCUGAUGAUGAUGGGAACGCCUUCGGGCAGCGGAACCGUCAUCGAGAAGCCCAAGGUCCCUACCAAGUUCCUCGAGGACAUGGACGAGGCAGAGGCCGCGCAACUCGAAGGCGCCACGCCCGCCGGUCUGCAGAACCUGGGCAACACCUGCUACAUGAACUCUACGCUGCAGACGCUACGGUCCAUUCCCGAGCUUCAGGACGAGCUCUUGCGGUACUCUGCCAGCAACGACGCCAGUUCAUCCAGCUCCGCGGCGCAGCUCAGCCAGUUCGGCCUCGGCGGUCUCGGUGCCUCGACUGAUCUCACAGGCGCCCUCCGCGACCUCUUCAAGCAAAUGUCCGAGACGCAGCAAGGAUUCCCGCCGCUCAUGUUCCUAAAUGCUCUCCGAACCGCCUUCCCGCAAUUCGCCCAAAAAGCAAAGGAUGGCCAUGGCUACGCACAACAGGACGCAGAGGAGGCUUGGUCACAGAUUGUAUCGCAACUGCGCCAAAAGCUGAAAAUCAGCGACAAGGAUGCGUCAGGUGCGGAUAAGCAGGCCAUGUCCUGGAUUGACAAAUACAUGUCGGGCAGAUUCGAGUCAGUCAUGGAGUGCGACGAGCCUGCAGCCAAGGAAGGUGGUGAGGAGCCAGUCCACAGCGAGGACCUCUUUUUCAAGCUCAAUUGCCACAUCAACGUCGAGACGAACCACCUCAGGGAUGGUCUGGCCGCUGGUCUGCAGGAGAAGAUUGAGAAGCGAUCGGAGGUUCUGGGACGAAACGCCAUGUACACCAAGACUUCGAAGAUUGCACGCCUGCCCAAGCACCUUCCCGUCCAUUUUGUCCGCUUUGACUGGCGACGAGACACCAACAAGAAGGCCAAGAUUAUGCGCAAGGUCACCUUCCCGGAAGAACUGGAUGCGCUCGAGUUUUGCACCGAGGAAUUGAGAAAGGUUCUGGCCCCCAUACGUGACAAGAUCCGCGAUGUUCGCAAGGAAGAGGAGGACGUCGAGCGCGCCCGCAAGCGACAAAAGCGCAUGAGGGCUGGCGAAGACAAUGACAGCGACCCUCUUGCCCCGAAGGAGCCUCUGCAAAAGAAGAAGGAGGCUGCGCAAAAGAAGGACGACGCCAGCAAGUCCGAGGAUACCAAUAUGGAAGAGGUCGAAUACAAGACCGACGCUCAAGUUGAAGCUGAACGUGCGGCAUCUAUUUUGGCUGCCAAGAAGGAGCUCCUCGCGCUUGUCGACCCCAAAAUGGCCGCUGAUGAUGGUGCCAACCAGACGGGUCUCUACGAGCUACGCGGUGUCAUUACUCACCAGGGCGCCAGCGCUGACAGCGGCCACUACACGUCUUUCGUCAAGAAGCAAGGCGCCAAGGACCCGGUCACGGGCAAGCGCAAGGAGGAGGACGGCAAGUGGUGGUGGUUCAACGACGAAAAGGUCUCCGAGGUUGAUGCUGAGCGGAUACAGACUCUUUCUGGCGGUGGACAAAGCCACUCUGCUCUGAUCCUCCUCUACCGAGCAGUCCCUCUCCCAUCGAUUGACGAGGAUGUGCAGAUGGGUGAGGCAUAGAGUGACUUGGUGUUCCAUCUGUGGAGGAUAUUUUCAGACACUAUAGUCGCCAUGUAAGAAAGCAAAAGCGUAGGCAGAGCGAACAUGACGCAUAGCACUGGCGUUGACGUUGCUAAAAGAGCUGUGAAGCGACUCACAACAUAUGAGUAAUGAUGGCACGACUUCUAGACUUGCAUUAAUAGACACG
Molecule: messenger RNA, 2003 nt
Organism: Exserohilum turcica Et28A
Lineage: Eukaryota; Fungi; Ascomycota; Dothideomycetes; Pleosporales; Pleosporaceae
Exons: 4
Coding region: 68-1816 (582 amino acids)
Biological process (GO): proteasome-mediated ubiquitin-dependent protein catabolic process; regulation of proteasomal protein catabolic process; protein deubiquitination
Molecular function (GO): protein binding; cysteine-type deubiquitinase activity; proteasome binding
Source: RefSeq, a predicted model, not a curated record